UGGCGUGUUCGAGCUCUCGCGUAAUCCCAACCCACCCCACGACGUAUGUGUGACGUACACGGCUUCCUAAGCUGCAUGGGUGCAUAUGUGUGGUUUCGUUUCGUUCAUCGCUGACGCGCGCGCCGAGAUAAUCUUACCCAGGCGAUCCCGGACGGUUAUCUCGCAGGUCCCACAGGGUGGCGUGUGUUAGUGUGUCGCUCUAAUCGCUGCGCUUUACCUCCCGGACGGUUUGCGACGUCACGGUUUUGCCUUGCCCUUGCCCUGCGGUUUCCUGCCGUUCCUUGCACUGCGGUUCCCUCUGCCGAGAGUGAUUGCGCUUCGUGGCCUUCGUGUGGUGUGAACGUUGAAUUAGUUCUUUUAUUCCCCUGCACAUUACAUUAGUGUCCCGGUCCUUUCUGAGUGCAGAAUAGUUUUCGAAGUGUUUGUGAUUUUUUUUCAUUCCCCCUUCCGGACAUAUUUUGCACAACGUCCUUCGCGCUUCGUACGACCAAUUGCUAGCGAAGGAAACGGGGGUGAGCGGUAACAAAUUGAUACGUGCGUGCGAAGUGCGUAGUUUGUCUGCGGUUUUCACCGACCAUUCACUCGAGCGUACCCACACACACACACACACACAUACACACAGUUUGAAGCACAAAUACACAGCAUCCACUCCCACCGGUGUGUGCUUUUCGCGAAGUAAAUUGCCCAGCAGCAGCAGCAGCUGCGCUACACCUGCCUUGCUACACUACCCGCAAACCCGGAAGGGGUUAUGUAGCCACCCCUCCCCCACGCAGUGUCUGAGUGUGUGCGUGCCCGAGAGUGAUUCAGUGUUUCGUUUUCCCCAUUUUCGUCCGUGUGCACCGUCUUUUUUGUCGUGUUUUUUCCGAGGCCCACUUGUUUUUCGUAUGAAAAGUGUGCAGUGUCGUGCGGUGAAGAAGCAGUGGCAACCAAACCAUAUCGCUUUGCUGUGUUACAAUUUCCUUUCCUCUUUUUCUCUUUCUCUCUCUCUCUUUCUCUCUCUUUUUCUCUCUAUCUCACACACACACACUCUAUUCGGGGCCCGCUGGCAGGUUCGCAGUGCUGCAGUGUUUUCUAGUGUGGUACCGUAGUGUUGUUGGCGGUGAAUCGCGGCAGCAGGCAAAGACAUCCUCCCCUGGUUCAUGGCCAACUAGAUCUCGGUAGUUGGCCGUGUUGCUUUGCGGAUUACCUUUACCUUGCCCGUUCCCGAUCGAAGUGUGUGCCCUUUCGGGACGAUGCGUGACAGUGUUUGCUGUGUGUGUGUGCACCAUUACCGGAUUGAAGCUGGUUGAACCAUUUCCCGUAGCAGAAAAGUGUAAAAAUUGCAGAAAAAAAAACUUGUAAUCGCUGCACAGUAUGGUGGUGAUAGGGGGAAAGAAAUAAGAGUUGAAUUCCCGGGCCCGGCCUGAUGUGUUGCCUCUGUUGGCUUUCGUCCUUCUCAACGUGCAGACUCCGUCAGUGUGGCCGUAGCAGCAGCAGUAGCGUAUGAGCGUACCGAAAUAGAGCCUAUUUUUGGAACACGGGGGCCGCUGGAAGCAACACGUUAACCUGUCGACAUUGGAUCCGGUCGAAUUGUGAAGUUUUGAACGGUGUUAAUCGUUAAAGAAAGCCGGUGAAAACACAGUACCGCGGUCCGACGAAAGCGGUUUUUAGGCAGGCUUUGGUUGUGUUGUCUUGCACUUCGGUUCGCCAACUAUGAAAUCGACCGGUGUGCAACGAGUUACAGCGAGUGAUCACCCUAUGCCGCAGCAAGGCGUGCGUAGUCAUAGCUGGAGAGGUUCCGCCUCCAUCAACGACCGGAUAGCUAUGGACAAAUAUCAGGAGCGGCGGCCAUUAUCUCUACGCAAGACGCGCAGCCAACGUCUGCUGGACCAACCAGCGCUUCAUUCUGUCGCCAAAACUGCCAAACUGAUGCCACGGUUUACGCGCAUUCAAGUGUUAAGCAUCAUCAAAUUAGCGACCAUGGAUAAGCUGCGCGAAUCGGGCGCAGCGGAUGAUCCAACCACUCAGCAACGGUUGGCCACGGACGGCCAGGGUGGAACUGCGGCGGCGGCCGGCGGCGAAGGAACGUCCGACGAGUACCAUCAUCAGUUUUACAACACCGGCCGGAUAGGACGGCGGAACGCGCUGCCAGACAUACUGGGGACGCACUGUACCACGACCACGGCCGAUCUGUCCUCGCAACUCGGUUCCCUCUCUACCUCGGACUGUGCCGGUAAGGCGUCCGACGGGAGCAGUAGUUGCAUAGCAGCCGGAAACAAUGGUCAACCGCCACCGACGACAACCGCUACGUAAAGCCAGCCCACCUGCUGUUGCUGCUUGCUUGCGCCUGAGCUUGCCCGAGAGGAAUGAUGAUGGGGUGUGGGGUUCCCGCGCUCUCCCAGUCUAUGUCGCUGCACUAUGUUUGGGCAGACAAAACAAAGGAAAAUCCUGCCCACAACAGUGUGUGUGAGUGUCAGUGUUGUGGAAAACGUUCUGUGUGUCGUCUUCGAUACCGAAGUCAAAGUGUGGACCGUAGUGGCGUUUCCAACAGACCGACCAACACACCCGGAAACAGGAGAUGGAUGCGCGUGGAUGGUGUGAAAGGCGCGGAGAAGUGUGAAAGAGUGGGUUUCUGUUUAGGUAAUUUAUUUAUUUCCCUCUCAGCCUGAAAAACUCGAUUGCAGAUCGUUCCCGCAAUUGGAAGUCGGUCGAAGAGCGUAGGCUUAGUAAAAAAAAACACACACAAACACGGAAAAGCGCAAGGCAAGAAGAAACCCGACCCCAAAGAGCCAAAGAUAGUGGGAUGCGCUUCGAAACGGUGGUGGAAAGUGGAAGCAAAAAGGGCGGAUAAGCGGAGAACAUUUUUAAGUAAGAUGCUAGUUAGAUGCUUUCGUAUGCGAAUGUGGCUCAGUUUUGUUUUUUGGUAGUUAGGACAAUGAACGUAACGAAGGUAUGGCAGCACACCUGUCGAUGCGAGUACAGCUUUUUUAAGGUAUCCCAUGAAUCCAGGAGCCCAUCCCAUGAAUGGUGAAUGAUGUCGUUGGGCCGAAACGAUAAGUUAUUAGUCGCCGAUCUCGCACCAGUAGUAGUGUUGCGCUACAACUCUCUAGCUGUAACGCUCGUUUGUCAAUGCUGUGGAUUGCAUAUUGCAACAAUGCAACAGUGUUUUGCAGCAGGGUGGAAUGAUACUGCUGCUAUUCUGUGUAAUCUACCAGUGUUUGAGGCCAGCGUUUUUAUUCUAACAAACGGGCAAUGUUAAUUACCAAAACUUUAGUGAUUUCGCUGACUUCAGAUGCAUUUUUAAACAUCUCUCGAAAGGUUGGUUCGAAGUUCCUUCAUGGUGUCGAUUGUGUUGCGUUGCCCUUCAGGUAUUAUCGUAAGGUGGGGGCGGUUCACGAUCAUCGUCCUUCGAACUUUGUUUGCGAUCGUUCCCAUGUACUGUAGGUAUGGAGAGGUAUGGUGUUUAGCAGUCCAGUCACUGGUUGAUACUACCAAGAGAUCUUUGAAGUGAAUUAUCACUAGCUUUAGUAAACUACGUUUCGCACACACGUAUUACAGGGAGUUGAUCCUUUUUAAAUGGUAUCGCUAUAAUUUAUAAGAUCCGAUAAAGAUAACUUCGUUUAGCUUCUAGCACCACCUGACAAUGACAGCUCCUUGCAGCCUAGCAGCGAACUGCAGGGUUAUAGAUAGGUUGAAAACCCGUGAAUCAUCUACAAAGGCUCUUAGCACGCGUAAGGCGCCACAGAAGUAAUAUGUCCUAUCCCAUGUAUGACUUAUUCCUUCCCACGCACGCCACUCCCGCCCAUCGCACAUGUCUUUAAACGAUUUGUUCCUUACACCUGCUCUCACUAGGGUAAACAACGAAUUUUUGCUCCUUUUCUGUUCAUGUCCAAAGAUAGAUUUUCACACGUUGCUUUUUCCACCUUGUCUGGGGAGAAACGCGUGGAAAUGGGGGAUGCGUGUAGUAAUGUGGUAAUCUUACGAAUUAUGUCCAUGUGAUAAAUUAGACGAACCAAGGAUGAAAAGGAAUACAAUAAGGAGAGCAAAUCAAUGGCAAUUUACUUCGUGCAGACGUGUUGCGAAUUAGUUUCUACUGUUGUGUGUAACUUUGCUGCGUUUUGUUGUGCAAAUGCUCUCUUUCGCUCUGUAAAGCUGCUGCCAGUUUUCCAUGACUAUCUUUUUGUUUUAUUUUUGUUUGUUUUUUGGUUGUUGUACUGAACGUUCGGGUUGUUUUACUUUAAUCGUGCACAAUGUUUUAGUUUUGCAGUAUGAAUGGACGGGACCCAGGAGUAUUCAAACGCUUUUUUGAAUGUUACAAAACACCACGAAUCUUACCAAGGUACGCUAAAGCGAUUUAAAACAGAAGCUUUUAAAAUGAACAUCACGUUAACAUAUGAGCAACAAUAGGGAGGAAGUUCGAGGAGACUCCUUAGCAGUGGAGCUGAAGUAUGAGAGGCAGAAGAGGGCAGAGUGAUAGAGGGGGAGAAGUGGAUGAUAAUAAAAGCAUGAUAAAGGGGAGAAGAGAACGCCCCCCCCCCAUCUAGAUGUGUCAAUUGUCGAAAUACAAAAAUAAUAUAAGUUCAGUGCAAAAAAAAAACAAAUCCUCCCCGUUGACGUUGGUAAUGCAAUUUAAAGGAUGAAAAAGCCUUUAAGUGGCAACUGGUAACAGUGACUUUGCAUUCGGAGCCCCCAAUAACAGAAAUGAAAUUUACAAAACCAAGAGUUUAUACAACUAAAAUUAGGCACACUGUGAACAUUAGAAAUCGGAGAGCGGAGCGGAGGAAAAAUUGGAAGUACAGAGACGAACGGGGGAAAAAUAGUGAAACUGGAGUGUGGAAUUAUUUUUCUAAUGUUUUGAUGAAUUAAUCACUAGUCUCAGUACCGGUGAUGAUGUGUGUUGUGUUCUUUUUUUGUAGUCGCAUAUUUGUAAGCUUGCCUAGGAACGCAAGGGAAACAAUUAACACAAUUUCGAAGAAUCCUUUUUGUAUACACAUUCACGUAAAGUCACGCGUUUCAACCGACGCUAGAAAGUUGCAUACCACAACAAAAACGAGAAAAACAAAUAAAAAAGCUCAACCCCCCCCCCCCCCCCCCUUUGACACCAUACCGAUCACACAUAGCAUUAGCAGCAAAAUGUAUAGGUUUUAAGAAUUGUAUUUAUGCUAAACCGGUAUAUAAUAUAUACACAUACACAUUACAAUGAAUGAAUGAAUAAAUGAAUGAUGGCGCAAAAA
Anopheles coluzzii is the source of this 5213-nucleotide messenger RNA. RefSeq lists its product as uncharacterized. Gene Ontology annotation, biological process: negative regulation of cAMP-dependent protein kinase activity. NCBI's taxonomy places the organism in Eukaryota, Metazoa, Arthropoda, Insecta, Diptera, Culicidae. The transcript has 6 exons. Gene Ontology annotation, molecular function: cAMP-dependent protein kinase inhibitor activity. The coding region runs from base 1693 to 2292 and encodes 199 amino acids. Gene Ontology annotation, cellular component: cytoplasm; nucleus. The record is from RefSeq and is a predicted model, not a curated record.